Musca vetustissima is the source of this 603-nucleotide messenger RNA. RefSeq names its product heat shock protein 27-like. The transcript has a single exon. Gene Ontology annotation, molecular function: protein folding chaperone. Gene Ontology annotation, biological process: response to heat; protein refolding. NCBI's taxonomy places the organism in Eukaryota, Metazoa, Arthropoda, Insecta, Diptera, Muscidae. The record is from RefSeq and is a predicted model, not a curated record. Bases 1 to 603 code for a protein of 200 amino acids.
AUGUCGCUAAUCCCAUUGCUACGUGAACUUGAUGACACAUUCAGCGAAGUGGAAGAUUUCUUGGAGGCACCAUUUGGCCUUGGGAUACACCCUGUGGACAUCUUUAGACCACGUCGUCAUCGUUCCUUAAUGCUGCAUCCUCGUGGCAGCUAUUGUCCAUAUUUAGCCAGAUAUGGCCGCCAACGUAAAGAGUCGUCUGCUGAAAGGUCAGAACUAGUUCCAACGGUUGGCAAAGAUGGUUUCCAAGUGUGCAUGGAUGUUUCGCAAUUUAAACCCAGCGAGUUAACGGUGAAAACUGUGGACCGAACGGUUGUAGUCGAGGGAAAACAUGAGGAACGUGAAGAUGAACAUGGAUACAUUCAACGGCAUUUCAUACGUAAAUACACAUUGCCCAAAGGUUACGAUCCCAAAGACGUGGUAUCCACAAUAUCAUCGGAUGGCGUAUUGACCGUUAAAGCACCGCCACCACCGGCUAUCAAGGACAAGGAAAGUAAUGAACGUAUUAUUCAAAUUCAGCAAACCGGUCCAGCUCAUUUGAAUGUUAAGCAGCCAGAGCAGAUCAAGAAUGCUGCAGAAGAUGGUGCUAAAGAUAAAGACAAAUGA